Molecule: messenger RNA, 1593 nt
Organism: Grosmannia clavigera kw1407
Lineage: Eukaryota; Fungi; Ascomycota; Sordariomycetes; Ophiostomatales; Ophiostomataceae
Product: ATP dependent RNA helicase
Exons: 3
Coding region: 1-1593 (530 amino acids)
Biological process (GO): P-body assembly; cytoplasmic stress granule assembly
Cellular component (GO): cytoplasmic stress granule; P-body
Molecular function (GO): RNA helicase activity; mRNA binding; ATP binding
Source: RefSeq, a predicted model, not a curated record
AUGGCGGAUGGUCUCGUCGAAAAGUUGAAGUCGACUACGCUGAAUGAUGACAGAAAAUCAGACGACUGGAAGAGUACACUCAACAUCCCCACAAAAGACAGCCGACAACAGACCGAGGAUGUGACAAACACAAAGGGCCUUGAAUUCGAGGAAUUCGGUCUUAAGCGAGACCUGCUUAUGGGAAUUUUUGAGGCUGGAUUUGAGAAGCCAUCACCCAUCCAAGAAGAGAGCAUCCCCGUUGCCCUGACUGGCCGUGACAUUCUUGCACGAGCAAAGAAUGGAACGGGAAAAACUGCCGCCUUCGUUAUCCCUGCCCUCGAAAAGAUCAACCCAAAGGUCUCCAAGAUCCAAUGCCUGAUUCUCGUUCCUACCCGGGAGCUUGCCAUGCAGACCUCACAGGUCUGCAAGUCGCUAGGAAAGCAUCUUAAUAUCAACGUUAUGGUAACGACAGGCGGAACAGGGCUUCGUGAUGAUAUUGUUCGGCUCCAGGAGGCCGUCCAUAUCGUGGUCGGCACCCCCGGCCGAAUUCUUGAUCUAGCAAGCAAGAACGUGGCUGACCUCAGCGAGUGCCCCAUGUUUAUCAUGGACGAGGCGGAUAAGCUUUUGUCGGCGGAAUUUACACCAGUCAUAGAACAGCUGCUGCAGUUCCAUCCCAAAGACCGCCAGGUCAUGCUAUUCUCAGCAACCUUCCCUCUCUCCGUCAAAGACUUCUCGGAUAAAAACAUGGUCAGCCCCUACGAAAUCAACCUCAUGGACGAGCUCACUCUCCGGGGCAUAACCCAGUACUAUGCAUUCGUGGAGGAGCGCCAAAAAGUCCACUGCUUGAACACCCUUUUUUCGAAACUUCAAAUCAACCAAUCAAUUAUAUUUUGCAACUCCACGAAUCGUGUCGAAUUGCUGGCGAAGAAAAUUACCGAGCUCGGCUACUCUUGCUUCUAUAGCCACGCUAAAAUGGCUCAGCAGGCACGAAACCGUGUUUUUCACGAUUUUCGCAACGGAGUUUGCCGUAACCUCGUCUGCUCCGACCUUCUCACACGAGGUAUCGACAUACAAGCUGUCAAUGUUGUUAUCAAUUUCGACUUUCCCAAAAAUGCAGAGACUUACUUGCAUCGCAUUGGUCGCAGCGGUCGCUAUGGCCAUCUUGGAUUGGCUAUCAAUCUGAUCAAUUGGGACGACCGCCUAAACCUCUACAACAUCGAGAGAGACCUGGGGACGGAGAUCCAACCUAUCCCGGCCACCAUCGACAAAAGCCUUUAUGUGUACGAGAAUCCGGAGAGUAUUCCUCGGCCUAUCGCAACGCUGGCAAAACCGGCGUCUUUCCCGGCGGCAUCUGGUUCCGGCUCCGUCGGUCAACUCCAGACAAAUUCGCAAUCAAGGGCAAGUCAAGCCCAGCCGACUUUGCCCCAGGCACAGGGUGAUUGGCAGCAAGGCGGAUUCAGCGGCAGUACUCAACGGGGAGGUUAUCAGGCAAGAGGCCAAUCGUCUGGCUCGAGAGGUGGUCGCGGCCGUAACGGUUAUCACGGCGGCAGAGGUCACUAUGGUGGCCGUGGUGGCCGUGGCGGACAGGGAGCUCCACCAGCUCAACAAGCAUAG